CUCUGGUGCAGAAGAACUGUGGUGAAGACCAACAACUCGUAUUUGGAAAGUGAGACCGUGGUGAGACCCACCCAUAGAACCCUCAAAUACCCGUGGGUAUUUUGUGGUCUUCUAGCAGAAGAUCGAUAUUUUUUGCGCGUUGACCAACCAAAGCCUUGAAGCUUGAAGCCUGAGUACUCGCCCGCAGUGAACAACAGUAGCUUCUACCGCUGUCUUAAUUCUAAAGCGGGCAGGUGUUUGGUAACUUUAUUUUCCCGUUGGUUUUAUUUUCGCACGAAUUUGCAAAAUCUUUGAUCUUGAUCUCUCUUUGCAUCGGGUUACUUGUUCCUUAUCUAAUCUACCCUUCUAAAGUUUCCCGCCUGGUGAUUGGUAGAUCGCGUAGGCCAAAUGUUCUAAGAAAACAGCGACUCCUACCGCCUGCCGAUUCUUUCAAAAUAACAUUAAAAAUGGCGGCCGACAUGGUCAACAUGUCAAUUUGUCGGCGUUUUGUUUGAAAGUAUGUAAAUUACGUUUAUUUCAAUGCAUCACGAAGUGAAUUCUAACCAAACAAGUUCGUUGAAACAAUAUUCAGACGAAUAAGAUGCACACUAUGGAUACAUCGGCACUUCACAGUGACGCUUGUCGCCUGUGCGAUGAAAAUAAAGAGAAAAUGCAUAGCAUUUUCUCGAAAAACGAGGAGGGACAACAAUUGCUGCAUCUCAUCAAAGAAUGUUUACCAGUUAUUAUAUACAGAACAGAUCCUUUAUCCAAGCAAAUAUGCCACGAUUGCUUCAGCAAGCUAGAAACGUUCUAUAAAUUCAAAAAAACCAGUUUAGCGACAGCCACCAGGCAUAAAAAGCAUCUCCUCAAUACCGAAAAUAACAGCAACAAACGUAUACAGUUGUAUCUGUCUUGCGAAGACACUGAAACGAAUCAAGUGAUAAAUUCGAACAACAUUCCUCAUUAUAGUAGCAUAGGUACAUCGACGGAUGAUCUUACAAUUUCGUGCAUCAACUGUAAGUCAACAUGUUUCGACUCAACCAUUAUUAAUAGUGAAGUUGAGUUAUGUGCAGAAUUACAUAAAGCUAUAGCAGACUCCUUGAGCAAUAAUAAAGUGAUCACUCAAGAUGCUGAAAAAAUGGGAAGGAGCCGGAGACGACGGAGUCAGGCUUUCUACCAUGAACUUGAUGAUUCACUGUGUAGUAGUCUGACCGAAUUUACCAACACAGAAAGUUCCCAGUGUUACGAAGAGGACCACAGUGAAGUGGAGUCAUACGAAUCUGAUAGUGAAGACACCCAAAGGGUAAAGAGACGCAAAUUAAAUAAUUCUAUAGUGUUAAAUGGUAGAGAGAAGAGGAAUACAGGUGAAAUCGAUUUGAAGGAAACAGAAGCGUUGCAGCAGUUAUAUCAUAAUGAAGCUGAAUUCAGGUAUUUUCCUCUAAGUUUAAUGGGUUUAGCCCUAAAUGUCAUAAAUAAACGCAUUGUCCCUGAACAUGAACCUGAUGACUUUUUUGAACAAGUUCAUGAACCUCAGUGUACAUACUGCAAACAAAAGUUCAAAAACACUAAACUAUUAUCUUUGCACGAAGUUGAACAUAUGAACAUUGAGUUAGGGGAAAAAGUAGAUAGUCCUGCUUUAUGGCAUGAUUCCAGAGAUGACGCCCAUAUCCGUAACAAAUGGCUGAACAGCUAUGAUGAGGUAGAGGAAGAAGAAGAAGAGGAAGAUGCAGAUGCAGAUGCAGACUUUACAGAAUGUGAAGUAGAUCAGUCAAGAAAUGACAGUCUACUAAUUCCAGUUGGUACUGAGGCUCCCCAAGAACAAAAGGUCGCUGGCGAAAUUAUUCUAGUUAAGGCAAAACCUGUAGUAAAUGGCUUAGCUCUGGCAGAAUAUUCCAAAGAGGAAAGGAAAGCGUUCUACAAGUCAAUGAAAAUAGGAGGUGUAAAUAAGAAAUUCUGCUCUCUUUGUCGAUAUAGUUUUAAAGAUAACUGGGCAAUUGAGUCUCAUUAUUUCUCAUUAGCAUGUUAUUAUACUUGUCGUUAUUGCGGAAUGCGUUUUAACAAGCAAAGGCACAGAUUUGACGAACACGUUAAAGAACAUGAGGAUCAGGGAGAUCCGUUAUCAACGAAGAUUUACGCUGCCAGUAAAUUAAACAAUUUUGUUCCGCGGGUGAUACAACCAGACAAAGUUAAAAAAAUUGUAGCACAGCAUGACCAGGAACAGAAACUUCCAUCGAUCAAAGUCAGAAAUUUCCAACGCAGAAGCCUACAGCCUGAUAUUAAGAUUAAAGAAGAAAAAAUGGACUCUGAUGAGGAGAAGCCAUCCCCAUCUCCGCAAAAAACUCCUCAGACAACAGCUAAAACCAGCAAUCAAGCCUAUUUUUGUAGGAAAUGUUAUAAAGUGUUCUUCAAAUUAGACGAAUUUAAUAUUCAUAGUAAGAACUGUGACUAUAAUCAAUUCCCUCAAAGUCGCAACAAUGCUAACAAUAAAUUCACCACUAGAUAUAAUUCUAAUGGAGAAAUGCUUUCAUCAAGUGGACGUCCCAUGAGGCACUGUGUGCGUGAAACUGGUACUUAUAGAGAUGAAGCUUACAUCCCUGACGGGGCAGCGAAAGAAACGGCUCAAAAUCAACAAAGUUUUGUCUGUUUUAUAUGCAACACACCUUUUCCAACCAUUUAUUCAAGAAAUAGUCACAUGAGGAUACAUAAAGGUGAAACAAACAAUGCUAAUAGGUCUCCUAUUGUUACGCAAAAACUCAAACAAAUUACAAACACAGAAAGAGUUCAGAGUUUCCCAGGUUACAUUAAGCAGGAGCCUCUGGAGCCCGAAAUUCAAAUUCACGAAUCUGAGCAAAAUUUCCACUCCAAUAAUUCUGUUGCUGCAGUUAGUAUUACUCCAAUAUCGAAGAAUCCAAACCAGAAAGCAACAAUUAAUCCAAACAUCAUGAAACUGGUCCAGAAUAAUCCGCACUUAACAAUAAGGGCUAACAGAUCGCCAGAGAGACAACCGGCCCCCUCGGUCAGCAACACACAGAACAGUUUAUCAGAUGCUGAUAAAUCUUACAAAUGCUCUAGCUGUUGGGAAGCUUUCUCUAACAAAUCACACUUAUAUUUUCACAAAAAGAACCAGUGUGAGGGUUCAAAAUAUCCUUGCCCAUUUUGUAAAAAACGCUUUGGUACAGAAGCAGCAUACAGUUCACAUAUAUUUUAUAGUCAUCCAGAGUAAAUUUUAACAUUUAUGCUUUCCACAGUGUGAAAGUAAAUUAGGAUUUGAUUAAGGGGUACCUAUCUUGGUCAUACUAUCCAUCGUUAUUUUAAGUACAGAUUUUAGAAAGAGAAAUUUUAUAUAUACACAACAAAAAUUGCCAUUAAUUUUUUUAUUUUUUUUUUUGUGAUAUAAAUACGUAAUGUAUAGUAGUAUAUGUACAUAAUUUUAUAUUUUAUACAUCUUUAAUUUACUUUUCAUUGUGUUGAAUAGCUUUGUUAAAAUUUAUUCUAUUUUAGGCAUUUCUAUUAUUUAUUUAUAAGAUGCAAAAUACUCACUAAAUGUUACAAAAUUUAUAAAAAUCUCGCCCUAGUAAUUAGUCAGACAUGAACAAAAAUUGACUUGGAUUUUAUUUUGAAAAGAUGAACAUUUGGUGUAAACUGAUUUCAGUAUUUAAACAACAAAGUUUAUUAAUUUCGUGUUUAGAUUAAGUCAUUUCCUACUAUGCUAAGCGUAAUUUUAAAUUUUUGUAAAAUUAGCAUAAAGUCGUAGUAUAUAUAAUGUAUGUAAAUAAUCAUGUAACAG
Messenger RNA from Zophobas morio, 3766 nucleotides. RefSeq lists its product as uncharacterized. The record is from RefSeq and is a predicted model, not a curated record. NCBI's taxonomy places the organism in Eukaryota, Metazoa, Arthropoda, Insecta, Coleoptera, Tenebrionidae. Gene Ontology annotation, biological process: regulation of DNA-templated transcription. The coding region runs from base 581 to 3202 and encodes 873 amino acids. Gene Ontology annotation, cellular component: nucleus. The transcript is spliced from 3 exons. Gene Ontology annotation, molecular function: zinc ion binding; DNA-binding transcription factor activity, RNA polymerase II-specific; RNA polymerase II cis-regulatory region sequence-specific DNA binding.